AUGAGUGCCGAGGAUUCAAUUUACGUCGAUGACAGUGACGACCAGUCGUGUAACGAUGAAAUUCCGAGGCUAAAUGUCAAUUCCAGGAGGACGACGCCGAUGGACACUCGCGUCAUCGGGGAAUCCGAGUCCGAGGAUGGAGAGGAAAGUCAUCUAGUGUUGAAGGACUCAAGUCCCAACAGGCGCAGCAGUGACAGCGGAACUGUCAACUCGGAGGAAGAGGACAUGGAGUUUUUUAAUGCUAGUCACAAAGUCUCUAUCGAAAUUUCAUCGGAUUCAGACAGUUCACCAGAGAUAAAACCUAGAAAAAACCCUAAUUUAAAAAGACGUUCCAUUUAUGAUAAUCCAGAAUCGCCAUUUACGCCAGGAAAUAAGCGUACUCCUGUAAAUCGUAAAUCAAAAAAAAGACUUCGAAGAAUUGUAACCAUUUCUGAUUCUGAAGCAGAAAAUAUUUCAGUCAAUCAGUCAAGUGUAUCAUACAAAAAGUCCGAUUCUGAAUUAAUCAGUGAAGACAGUGAUAAAGAAAUGAAUGAAGUUAACGGUAAAGAUGUUACAGGCAAGUCUAUGAAUUAUACUGAGGAGUCUGAUGAUCAAGAAAUGGUAGAAUUGAAUAACAAAAGUACCAGAGAUCAUACCGAUCACAAAAUUAAUAGAGAUUCUUCAGAUGAUGAAAACAGUCAUCACAACUCAAGUGAAAGCUCUGGUGAUAAGGAAAAUACACCAAUUCCAAAUACUAUGAGUACAAGAAAAAAUGUAUCGGCUAAAAAAAAAUCCUUGAAUUUUCAAAAUUUGAGUAGACGUUCAAGAGUCUAUCAAAAGAAGGCAUCAGAGCAACUUAACUUCACAGAUUUACUUGAUGAUUCUUCAGAUUCAUCAACAAAUCUGAACGUUAGAUCUAGAGCUACAAGCUCCAUUGGUUCAAUCGAAGAAACUAAAAGAAGACUUUUUGAGGAUAAUAAUCCUGUGGAUUUAACUAAUGAUGAAAUUAAAUUACCAGUUAAAAACGAAAACAUGAAUAGUGCCAUUAUCGUUCUUUCUACUAGUACUUCAGAAAGUGAAAUGGAUAAAGAUGCUGUUGCUUUUGCAAAACAAGAGAUUGGAACCAGUAACGGGGAUCCCAUUCUAGCUCAGAAAAAAGAAAUGUUAAUGCUGAAAAUCAAUUCUUUACAGGAAAAACUUGACAAACUGAAUAAAUUUACCAAGUCUAUUGAUAUUCAAAAAUUACCUGAUAAAGGAGAAAAAGUGUAUCAGGAAAUUAAGGGUCUCCAAAGUAAACUAGCGCCUUUAAAAGCUGAGUUAGAAAAAGUGGAGCGCAAAUCCAUGUCAAAAAUAAGAAACUCGUCAACCCCAAAAAUAAAAUCAGAACCUGCAUCUUCUUCUAACUGGUCACCAAGAGAUUCAGCACUUGAUGAUAAAAAGAACAUUAAAAUAAAAGAUGAAAAUUGGAAAACGUCUGAGUCUGACUAUCAUAAUAAGUUUGAAGAUUUUGACGUCAAAGAUAUCCCCAAUGUACCUAAGACAAAUUUCAAUACCAAAGACCUCGGAAAACAGGCUUUGGAAACUUUGAACAAACAACAGUCACUAACUAAUCAAAGAUUGGAGCUACUUCACGGUUCUUUAACAUCACGUCCUUCGGAAGACCAAAGAGAUAAAGAUCCUAAAGGUUUGAAUAUUCCUUUGAUGGCCCAUCAACAACAUGCAUUAGCUUGGAUGAAGUGGAGAGAAAAUCAAAAGCCAAAGGGUGGAAUUCUUGCUGAUGAUAUGGGUUUGGGAAAGACUUUAACUAUGAUAUCAUUGGUUUUGGCCAAUGUGGAUACUGACAAAGAAAGAGAUAGCGAUUCCAGUAGUGAUGACGACUGGUAUCCGCGAAAGUUACACAAAAGAUACUACGGUGGCACUUUGGUUGUAUGCCCAGCUUCUUUGAUCAAUCAGUGGGAGUCAGAAGUGAAAAAACGCGUUAAAAGAGGUCUCUUAUCAGUCUUGGUAUUUCAUGGAUGCAACAGACAAAUGGACGAAAGAAAAUUGUCUAAAUAUAACAUAGUCAUAACGACGUACCAGACUUUAGUUAGAGAAGCUGCAAAAGAAACGAGUUUUUACAAAAUGGAAUGGAGUAGAGCUAUUCUCGAUGAAGCUCAUAUCAUAAGAAAUCACAAAAGUCAAGCCAGCAUAGCAGCGUGCGGUGUAAGUGCAAGGCGCAGAUGGGCCCUGACCGGAACGCCCAUACAAAAUAAAGAGGCAGACUUGUACGCUAUUCUCAAGUUUCUGCAGUGUUCGCCUUUCGAUGAUCUGCAAGUGUGGAAACGGUGGGUUGAAAACAAAAACGAUGCUGGCAAGCAGAGACUGAUUACGCUCAUGAAGACGUUGAUGUUGCGUCGUACGAAGAAAGAACUGAUGGCUAAGGGCGCCCUCGAGUCCUUGCCUGAAAAGUUUUUCGAGACUAUUGAAAUCGAGAUGGAUCGUGACGAAAACUUGGUGUACCAAAAGAUUCUAAUGUUUUCGCAAAACUUGUUUGCUCAAUUUUUGGCACAACGCGCGGAGAAACACCAUAUGAAAGAAUUGUAUGGAGGAAAAUUUGAUAAAAAAUCGCCUUUAGGUAGCGUCUCGCAUUUUACCAAGGCUCAAAAAAUACUGCUGCAACAUCACUCCCAACAAAUCGAGUCUCACGAAAUCUUAGUUCUACUAUUGCGACUGCGGCAGAUGUGUUGUCACCCGGCUUUGAUUCACAAGAUGCUAGAUCGAAUGGACGCCGAAUUGAACGGUAUCGAGGAUGCGGAAAACUUGAACGAGGAUAUAUUGCAGCAACUUCAGAAUAUGUCGAUCAAGGAGGAUGAAAACGUCGAUGAGGAUGCUGCCAAUUAUAAAUUCGAUACGAAAAUUGCAACUAAUCUCUUGACAAAGAACAAUCCGGUUUUUAGCAAUAAUCGACGCAGUUCCAAAGUGCGCGCGGUCUUGAAAAAAAUUAAGGAAGUUUUGGAAAAAGGAGAUAAGCUAAUAGUAGUAUCGCAAUGGACUGAAUUUCUCAAGGUGGUAGCUCAAAAUCUUGUAAAUUGUGAAGAUGUCAAGUAUAAAAUGUUCACCGGAGAAGUCGCAAUAAAGGAUAGACAGCAAAUUGUUGAUGAAUUCAACAGUCCACGUAGUGGGGUAAACGUUUUAUUUUUGUCACUAACUGCUGGUGGUGUUGGUCUAAAUCUAGUUGGAGCGAAUCACGUGCUUCUUAUCGAUCUUCACUGGAAUCCACAAUUAGAAUCACAAGCUCAAGAUCGCGUAUAUCGAUUUGGUCAGAAAAAAAAUGUCUUCAUUUACAAAUUCUUUUGCAAAGAUACAAUCGAAGAAAGAAUAAGAGUAUUACAAGAAAGGAAAUUAGAGUGUGCAGAAUAUGUGUUAACUGGAACGAAAUCAACGUCUGCAAAACUAACGCUUGAUGAUCUCAAGUUAUUGUUUUCUUAGAUGUUAAUUAAGUAUAUUUAUUA
Molecule: messenger RNA, 3470 nt
Organism: Copidosoma floridanum
Lineage: Eukaryota; Metazoa; Arthropoda; Insecta; Hymenoptera; Encyrtidae
Gene: lds
Product: transcription termination factor lodestar
Biological process (GO): DNA repair
Cellular component (GO): nucleus
Molecular function (GO): ATP binding; ATP-dependent activity, acting on DNA
Source: RefSeq, a predicted model, not a curated record